AUGUCAGAUAUUCCCCUGGAUUUGGUAGAGGAAAUACUCUCUAGGGUUCCGGCCACAUCUCUCAAACGAUUUAGAACUACUUGCAAACUAUGGAACGCUUUAAUAAAAGAAGAAAGAUUCACCGAGAAGCACUUUCGUAAAGCUCCAAAGCAGUCUCGUCUUCUCAUGAUGAAGGAUAAUAAGAUUUGUUCAAUGAGCGUCAAUCUCAACGUUGCUCCUCCAACUAUAGAGCUUAAAGGUGCACUUGACCUAAAGGAUUCCCAUUCUAAUUCGAAACAAGUCGAUAUAGCUAAAGUUUUCCAUUGCGACGGUUUGUUGUUAUGCACCACCAAGGACAGUAAACUUGUGGUUUAUAAUCCUUGUUCAGGAGAAACCAGGUGGAUCCAACUCGAAACUACUUGCGUGUUAGGGUUCUCGCAGUUUGCUCUAGGAUACCAAAACAAUAAACAUGGCCGUAGCUACAAAAUCUUGAAGAUUUGGGAUGAUGACGUCCAUGAACCCAGACCUGUUUAUGAGUUUACAAUAUAUGAGUUUAAAUCUGAUUCAUGGAGGAAGCUUCUUGAUGUUCGUCUUCGUGAUGUUGAUGGUUGCGAAUGCCAAAUAAAAAGAUUUGGAAAUGGAGUGUCUCUGAAGGGAAAUGCUUACUGGGUUGCUUAUGGUGUCGCCGGCACCAUCUUAUUCAGUUUUGAUUUUACGAGAGAGAGAGAUAGACGUCUGUGUCCUCCGCCAUCUCUGAAAGAAUUUGAUUGGACGGCUUUAUCAGUUAUCAGAGAAGAAAAACUCUCGUUGGCAUUUGGGGAAGUUAAUUCAUUAAAGGUUGAGAUAUGGGUGACCAAUCAAAUUGAUACUGAUGCUGCCUUUUCAUGGAGCAAAUCAUUUGCAUUGGACUUGGUAGAUAUUCCUGAUUGUGGAUGGGAUGGGGUCACGUUCAAGUACUUGUUCUGGAUUGUUUUAGUCGACGAAGAGAAGAAAGUAGCCUUGUACGUGAAUGCUUGGCAAGUGAAAAGCCACAACUCUGUCUACAAAGUGUACGUUACUGGAGAGGAUGAUGAUUACUACACAGAAACAGCUUAUCUAGAAUCUUCAGAUGAUUGUUUGCCAUUUAUUAUCGAUUAUGUUCCAAGUUUGGUUCAAAUCCGGCAAAGUAGAAGACAGAAAGAAAAGAAUGAAAACUAG
Molecule: messenger RNA, 1176 nt
Organism: Microthlaspi erraticum
Lineage: Eukaryota; Viridiplantae; Streptophyta; Magnoliopsida; Brassicales; Brassicaceae
Source: the annotation of a GenBank genome assembly